Sardina pilchardus (European sardine) is the source of this 2388-nucleotide messenger RNA. Its product is annotated as ATP-binding cassette sub-family D member 3-like. The coding region runs from base 7 to 1989 and encodes 660 amino acids. The transcript is spliced from 23 exons. Gene Ontology annotation, biological process: peroxisome organization; fatty acid beta-oxidation; long-chain fatty acid import into peroxisome. Lineage: Eukaryota; Metazoa; Chordata; Actinopteri; Clupeiformes; Clupeidae. Gene Ontology annotation, molecular function: ATP binding; ATP hydrolysis activity; ABC-type transporter activity. The record is from RefSeq and is a predicted model, not a curated record. Gene Ontology annotation, cellular component: peroxisomal membrane.
CCAGUUAUGGCGGCGGUCAGUAAGUACCUGACUGCCAAGCGAUGUUCCCUGGCAGGUGCAGCAAUCAUUGCUUACUUUCUGUGUAAGCGGCGACUAGGACAAGGACAUUCUCGAACGCUUCACAGCAGAAAGGGGGAGGCAGUUGCAAAAAGUGGGAAAAAUGGGCUCACCGAGAGAGCAGCUGUCGACAAAGUGUUCUUCGCACGUAUGUUACGGCUUAUUAAAAUACUUGUGCCUCAGCCGUUUUGCAAAGAGGUGGGAUAUCUCCUGUUCAUUGCUGCAUUGCUUGUGGCAAGGACGUUCUGUGAUGUAUGGAUGAUCCAUAAUGGAACCAUGAUUGAGAGUGCAAUAAUUGGACGCUCAACUGAAGCCUUCACAAGAUACUUAUUGAACUUUGCCACUGCUAUGCCUGCUAUAUCACUGGUGAAUAACUUUCUUAAACUGGGACUGAACCAGCUAAAGCUCUGCUUUCGAGUGCGGCUCACGCACCAUCUUUAUGAUGAGUACUUGAAAGGUUACACAUACUACAAAAUUGGCAACCUAGAUAACCGCAUCGCCAACCCUGACCAGCUUCUAACCCAGGAUGUAGAGAAAUUCAGCAAUAGUAUAGUGGACCUAUACUCCAACAUCAGCAAGCCUCUUCUAGAUAUCUGCAUAUAUGUCCUCAAGUUGGCUUCAGCAAUUGGGUUUCAGGGUCCUCUCUACAUGCUCAGCUAUCUCGUUCUCUCUGGCCUGGUACUCACCCGCAUGCGUCGCCCUGCCAGUCACAUGACGGUCACAGAGCAAACGUUGGAGGGGGAGUACCGCUACGUCAACUCUCGCCUCAUCACUAACAGUGAGGAGAUUGCUUUCUACAAUGGCAAUGCCAGAGAGAAGGAGAUCAUCCAGACCACUUUCCAGAAGUUGGUCAGCCAUUUGCACAGCUUCAUUUAUUUCCGCUUUUCAAUGGGAUUCGUGGACAGCAUAAUUGCCAAGUACAUCGCCAUGGUGGUGGGAUACCUGGUGGUCAGUAGACCAUUCCUGGACCUCUCCAACUCUCGCCAUCGUCACAGCACACACUCUCAACUGCUGGAGGAGUACUACCAGAGUGGCCGGAUGCUGAUCAGUUUGGCUCAGGCUCUGGGUAGGAUGGUGCUGGCGGGCAGGGAGAUGACCCGACUGUCUGGUUUCACAGCACGCAUCACUCAGAUCCAGAAAGUUCUGAAAGACCUGAACCAGGGCAGAUACGAGCGCACCAUGGUCUCCCAGCAAGCCAGAGAGACUGGAGAGGCCGACAGAAUCUCACUGGUUCCUGGAAGUGGGACCAUCGUACACUCUGACCACAUCAUCAGGUUCGAACACAUUCCUUUAGCAACCCCUAACGGAGAUGUCCUCAUCAGAGAUCUUUCCUUUGAGGUGACCUCCGGCACUAACGUACUCGUGUGUGGACCUAACGGCAGCGGGAAGAGCUCUCUGUUCCGGGUUCUGGGAGAGCUCUGGCCUCUGUUUGGGGGCUGUCUGACCAAGCCCGAGAGGGGCAAGCUCUUCUACGUCCCUCAGAGGCCGUACAUGACGCUGGGGACGCUGCGCGACCAGGUGAUCUAUCCUGACACGGUGGAGCGCCAGAGGCAGAAGGGCAUCUCUGAUCAGGUGCUGAAGGAGUUCCUGGCUGCAGUGCAGUUGGAGCACAUUCUCCAGAGAGAAGGGGGCUGGGACACCCAGCAGGACUGGAUGGACAUCUUGAGUGGCGGAGAGAAGCAGAGGAUGGCUAUGGCCCGUCUCUUCUACCACAAGCCCCAGUUUGCCAUCCUGGACGAGUGCACCAGUGCAGUGAGCGUGGACGUUGAGGACUACAUUUACACGCACUGCAAAAAUGUGGGCAUCACUCUCUUCACCGUCUCUCAUAGGAAAUCUCUAUGGAAACACCACAGGUACUACCUGCACAUUGACGGGAGAGGGGGCUAUGAGUUCAAGCCAAUCACAGAGGAGACAGUGCAGUUCGGAUCCUGACACCGUCCGGUGAAGGCCCGUAAUCAGAGGACUGCAGAAGUUCUACCCAUCCAUGCGUUCAGCAAAUCAGCGUUUUAAAUGACCUCUACUUUAUCUGUACUGAAGUAUUUUAUUACUGUUUAGGAAGUGAUUCAUGUGUGCCUGCUGAAACAUAUUGGUAAACUUGGAGAUUGAAAAAUGCCUUUACUGAUGAUUAAGUACACAAAUGUAAUUACUGAAACCUUUAGGCACAAGUGGUGAAUAACGCCUUAUCAAAUGGACUUGUUAGUAUGUUGAUCUUUUUUAAGUUAUGUUUUUAUAAAAGGAUCAGUGCACUGUACCUGUUAAUGGACAGACAAUUCAGAAGCUGUAAAGAUGAUCUAAGUAUUUAAUGUAUAUGAAUAUAUGUAUAUAAUGUUA